AUGGCCACCGUCACCACCAAGACCGGCCAGUCGGUCGAUCGCACGGUCCUGGACUCGAUGCUCCGCCGCCGCAUGUUCUACACCCCCUCCUUCGAGAUCUAUGGUGGCGUGUCUGGUCUCUAUGACUAUGGCCCACCCGGUACCGCCCUCGUCGCCAACAUGACCGAUUUGUGGCGCAAGCACUUUGUGCUCGAGGAGGAUAUGCUCGAGGUCGACUGCACCAUGUUGACCCCUCACGACAUCCUCAAGACCAGUGGGCACGUGGAUAAGUUCGCCGACUGGAUGUGCAAGGACCCCAAGACUGGCGAGAUCUUCCGUGCCGACCACUUGGUUGAGGAGGUUCUGGAGAACCGGCUGAAGGGUGACAAGGAGGCCCGUGGCCAGAAGGUCGAGGUUGACGCUGAGAAGGAGGCCAAGAAGAAGAAGAAGUCCAAGGGCGAGACCAAGGCCGUCAAGCUGGAUGACGCUCUCGUCAAGGAGUACGAGGAGACUCUCGCGCAGAUCGACAACUUCGACGGCCCUGCUCUUGAGAAGCUUAUCGAGAAGUACGAUAUUCGCAACCCCUCUACCGACGGCAAGGUCGAGCCCCCCGUCGCUUUCAACCUCAUGUUCCAGACCUCCAUUGGUCCCACCAGCAACAUGCCUGGUUACCUUCGCCCCGAGACCGCCCAGGGUCAGUUCCUGAACUUCCAGAAGCUGCUUGAGUUCAACCAGCAGGGCAUGCCCUUCGCCUCUGCGUCCAUUGGCAAGUCCUUCCGUAACGAGAUUUCUCCCCGUGCCGGUCUUCUCCGUGUGCGUGAGUUCCUCAUGGCUGAGAUUGAGCACUACGUCGAUCCCGAGGGUGGUAAGAAGCACCCUCGCUUCGUCGAGGUCAAGGAUGUCGAGAUGUCCCUGCUCGACCGUAACGUGCAGCUGUCUGGCAGCACCAAGACCGCCAAGAUGACCAUUGGCCAGGCUGUCGAGACUGGUCUGGUUGACAACGAGACCCUGGGUUACUUCCUGGCCCGCAUCCAGUCCUUCCUCCUGAAGCUGGGCAUUGACUUCAACAAGCUGCGCUUCCGUCAGCACAUGGCCAACGAGAUGGCCCACUACGCCGCUGACUGCUGGGACGCCGAGCUGCAGACCAGCUACGGCUGGAUUGAGUGUGUCGGCUGUGCCGAUCGCAGCGCUUACGAUUUGACCGUGCACAAGAACAAGACUGGCGCCGCUCUGGUUGUCCGUGAGACUCGCUCCGAGCCCCUGCGCAUCGAGGAGUGGCAGAUUGAUCUUGAGAAGAAGAAGUUCGGUCCCCGCUUCAAGAAGGACGCCAAGACCGUCGAGGCCGCUAUUGAGGCUCUCUCGCAGGAGCUGCGUGAGAAGCUGGCCCUGGAUCUUGAGCAGCAGGGCAAGAUCGAGGUCGACAUCGAGGGCGUUGGCUCUGGCAAGGUUGAGCUUGAGAAGGACCUGAUCAAGAUUGAGAAGCGCACUCGUGUUGAGAACAUUCGCGAGUACACUCCCAACGUUAUUGAGCCCUCCUUCGGUAUUGGCCGUAUCAUGUACAGCAUGAUCGAGCACGUCUACUGGUCCCGUGCUGGCGAUGAGGCCCGCGGUGUCCUCUCUUUCCCUCCUUCUGUCGCUCCCACCAAGGUCUUGCUGGUGCCCCUCUCCACCAACGCCGGCUUCAAGCCCCUGACUCAGAACCUGAGCGCCAAGUUGCGCCGUCUGGGUGUUUCCAGCCGUGUGGACGACUCUUCUGCCAGCAUUGGCAAGCGCUAUGCCCGUAACGAUGAGCUGGGUACUCCCUUCGGUAUCACCGUUGACUUCCAGUCCGUCAAGGACAACACUGUUACCCUACGUGACCGCGACACGACCAAGCAGGUUCGUGCCAGCGAGGACGAGAUUCUGCAGGCUGUCAAGUCGCUUGUCGAUGGCGAUGAGACCUGGGCCGAUAUUGUCAAGCGGCUGCCCGAGUUCACUGGCCAGGAGAUCGACUCCGCUCCCGAAUCCGGUUUACCGCGCCAAGAAUCCGGGGCAACCUCGUCGCAUCUUCCAUCUGUCCUCAUCCUCCUUCUCGUGGAGAGAGCAAGUCCCAACGCAGAACCCAUGGCGCCUACAAUCCACUCCGCCAAACUCACGCUAUCCUGCCCGCUGUUCGCAGCAGACUUCGACCCGCGCAACAACGGGCGACUGCUCGUUGGCGGCGGAGGCGGCGAAAGCCGCAGCGGAGUUGGGAAUAAGAUUUCUUUGAUUGAUACGUCACGUCGAGAUGAGAUUACCGAGGCUGUGGAGAUCAACUUGUCGCGCGACGAGGACUCGGUGACGUCGCUCGCUGCGGCGCCGCAGUUUGGCGAUGACGAGGGCUCGCUGGUCGUUCUAGCUGGUAUCAACAGCUCUCUUGCAGACCAGAAGAAAAACAACAAUCAGCACAUGCGGUCUUUCCGAUUCGAAGCGCCUCAGAAGAAGAAAACCUUGACCCCGACCAACUCGCAGGACGACGCGGAGGAUUCCAAGGACACGAAAGCGAAGAAGGAGAAGACGGCUGAGGAAGUGAUACCUGGGAAGUCAGAGGCUUUGUCGCGUGCUUCGAUUUUCCGCGCAAAGGGACCGGAUUCGGGUGAUACUUAUCAACGAGUCUUGAGGCUGUCGCCUUGGAGGAAGCCGGCUGAUGGCUCGGAGAAGACUGGUCAGGAUACCAGGGUCGGUGCUAUUGCGACCGGCAUGGCGCAGUCUGGUGAGAUUGUCUUUUUCUCUGUUACAAAGGGUCCCACCGAGUCGGAUGUCAUCGGCCGUAUCCGUCUCGACAGUCACGAAGAAGCCGAGGAUGUGGACUUUGCCAGCCUUGAGAACGACCCCGAGCAGACGGGAGAUGCCCGUGGUAGAUACCGUGUGGCAUACACCAACGGUGCCGAUGUGAUGAUCGGCGAGAUCUCUUCAUCCACCCGCUCCAACGCUGCACCCGAUGUUCGCUGUGUUUAUACCAUUCCUCUUCCCAGCAGCGGCGCCCGUGCUGCUCGUCCCAAGUUCCGCGCCUUGCGCUUCCUCUCUUCAUCGGCACUACUCCUGCUUCAAAAUGCCCCAAACCGCGGUGGUAGCGAGCUGGUAAUUCUUCGCUUGCCUACAACUAAAGCGGGCACGGCAACUAUCCUCCGCCGUCGCAAGCUGCCCCGGAGUGUUCAGAUUGGUCUGGGCCUCGACAUUUGUCCCUUAGGCACCAACCCAGCUGGCCAACAGCAGACUAUUAUUGCCGCCAGCGGCAGCGACAACUCCAUACCGCUGUUAACGGUAGAGUUCGGCCCCAACAAGGGAUAUGGCGCGAUCAAGUCUUACACAACCCUCCGCGACGUGCACCCAUUCUCCAUGACGAAACUCGUCUUCUCUCCUUUCACAGCUCCCGCCCACCCAGUAACACCCGACGUGCUCCCGCAAAAGGUCAAGCUUGCCUCUAUAAGCAUGGGCAACACCAUCGUCGUUCACACCCUCCCACUCUCCCCCUUCCCUGCCUCCUCCCGCACCCCUCGCUAUGUCCUAUCCUUACCCGGCCCCGCGGAGUUCUGGGAGGGCCUAUACUUUGUCGCUGUCCUACUUUUCUCUCUCGUCCUCAUUACUGGAACCAUGCUUGCCUUUGCCGAGAUCCGUGGUGGUACACCACCAGUUCUGGGUGCCGCACAGUGGCUGCCUCCAUCAUGGCGCAGUGCCAUUGUAAACGAGUAUAUCCCACCUGCACCAGGCAAGGGCUCAUACAUCGACUAUCUCCUGUCGCCUAAGAGCCAGGAAGCCCCUCCCGUGGCGAACGUCGUCGCGGAAAACCAACUCGAGAGCUUGAAAGACAUCCUCGAUCGAGUCCACAGCGCCGGCGCCGCGCCCAUUGACCUCGAGACCGUUAGCCCACACGCUCUAUCAGUCAUCCUACGCUGCCACGACGGCCAAACCGCCGAGCAAAGCGUCCUCAUCGAGACAUUAGCUUCGCAUCACGCCAGUGAGGAUGAAGCCCGCGAGGCAGAAAAGUUCCGCACCUGGGCCGAGCUUAGCGGUGAAGACCAGGUUGCCUGGAAACGGAGACUGACUGAUGCCGGUCGAUGGGCUGCGAGUGAAGGCGAGACUGUGUUGAAGGGUGUUUUGUUUGGUGAGGCUUGUGGGCAGUUGCGUCAUGCUGUUGAGCAGGGAUUGCGCUGA
Messenger RNA from Penicillium cataractarum, 4152 nucleotides. Its product is annotated as glycine--tRNA ligase. Gene Ontology annotation, molecular function: protein binding; glycine-tRNA ligase activity; ATP binding. Bases 1 to 4152 code for a protein of 1383 amino acids. The record is from RefSeq and is a predicted model, not a curated record. NCBI's taxonomy places the organism in Eukaryota, Fungi, Ascomycota, Eurotiomycetes, Eurotiales, Aspergillaceae. Gene Ontology annotation, biological process: mitochondrial glycyl-tRNA aminoacylation. The transcript is spliced from 4 exons. Gene Ontology annotation, cellular component: cytoplasm; mitochondrion.